AUGUCAUCAAUUCGCCGAAUGUCCCCAACGGACCUCUUCUCUCUUAACCUGACGAAUCUCGAUCCCCUAACCGAAAACUACGAUCUGGGCUUCUACUUGAACUAUUUGAUGCGAUGGCCAUCCCUCUUCAGUAGCGUACAGGACCGCAGGGAGGGAAUUGCCGGGUAUAUAAUGGGCAAGCUCGAAGAACAACACCCCUCCAUGAAACAUUCAGAACACUACACGCCAUGGCACGGCCAUAUCACGGUUCUGACAGUUGCACCUGCAUGGCGGCGUCUUGGCCAUGCGCGCCGUCUCACGGAGCGCCUAGAACAGGGGUCGGAUAUCAACAAUGCUUGGUUUGUGGAUCUAUACGUGCGGGCAGGGAAUAAAGUUGCAGUGGAUAUGUAUAAGGGAAUGGGGUACUCGGUAUUCCGGCGUGUCAUCAAUUACUACAGUGAUGAUCCGACGGGGAUGUCAGAGACGGGAGAGGAUGCGUACGAUAUGCGGAAGCCGUGUAGCCGAGAUAAGAAAUUGGAGCAUAUUCGAGAGAAUGGGGAAGAUUUCCCUGUUAGUCCAGAGCAUGUUUCUUAG
Messenger RNA from Aspergillus puulaauensis, 573 nucleotides. Its product is annotated as peptide alpha-N-acetyltransferase complex B subunit NAT3. Gene Ontology annotation, cellular component: NatB complex. Lineage: Eukaryota; Fungi; Ascomycota; Eurotiomycetes; Eurotiales; Aspergillaceae. The transcript is spliced from 3 exons. Gene Ontology annotation, biological process: N-terminal peptidyl-methionine acetylation. Bases 1 to 573 code for a protein of 190 amino acids. Gene Ontology annotation, molecular function: protein-N-terminal amino-acid acetyltransferase activity. The record is from RefSeq and is a predicted model, not a curated record.